This is a messenger RNA of Staurois parvus, 741 nucleotides long. The record is from the annotation of a GenBank genome assembly. Lineage: Eukaryota; Metazoa; Chordata; Amphibia; Anura; Ranidae.
AUGUAUUAUGAAAUGAUUGAGAACUGCACAUCAACAACUGCCAAGCUCGCUGUUAUAUGGGUGGGUGCACUCCUCCUAGCACUGCCUGAGGUUGUUCUACGCCAGCUGACCAAGGAUGAGUCUGCAAUCAGUGCCAACACUCUCAGUGAGCGCUGUGUUGUUAAAAUUUCUACUGAUCUUCCCGAUACCAUUUAUGUUUUAGCUCUUACAUAUGAUGGAGCAAGACUUUGGUGGUACUUUGGCUGUUAUUUCUGCUUGCCUACUCUCUUCACAAUUACAUGCUCAUUGGUAACAGCAAGGAAAAUCAAGAGAGCUGAGAAAGCUUGUACAAGAGGAAAUAAGCGUCAAAUCCAACUUGAAGGUCAAAUGAACUGUACUGUAGUAGCGUUAACAAUUUUGUAUGGUUUUUGUAUAAUCCCUGAAAAUAUAUGUAACAUUGUAACCGCUUAUAUGUCCACUGGGGUCUCCAGGCAGACUUUGGAUCUCCUUCAUCUGAUUAGUCAAUUCCUUUUGUUCUUUAAAUCAUGUGUUACCCCAGUCCUUCUGUUUUGCCUUUGCAAGCCUUUCAGUAGGGCUUUCAUGGAAUGCUGUUGUUGCUGUUGUGAUGAAUGCAUUCAGAAGUCCUCAACUGCAACAAGCGAUGAUAAUGACAAUGAAUAUACUACAGAGCUGGAACUUUCCCCUUUCAGCACUAUACGUCGUGAAAUGUCCACGUUUGCUUCUGUUGGGACUCACUGUUGA